Molecule: messenger RNA, 2268 nt
Organism: Monopterus albus (swamp eel)
Lineage: Eukaryota; Metazoa; Chordata; Actinopteri; Synbranchiformes; Synbranchidae
Gene: cflarb
Product: CASP8 and FADD-like apoptosis regulator b
Exons: 10
Coding region: 281-1696 (471 amino acids)
Biological process (GO): proteolysis; regulation of apoptotic process
Molecular function (GO): protein binding; cysteine-type endopeptidase activity
Source: RefSeq, a predicted model, not a curated record
UUGUGCCUUUAAGGUUGAAGCUGACGUGUAGCUUUCACUUUCGCUUUAGCUAUCAAAGCGUAUGAUAGUGUAGGCAUAUAUACCAAUUAAAUGUUAGGGUAUUUAUUAAUAAAAACCGACCACAACUGCUGAUCGAUACAGCAAAUAUUUCCAGGUACCCUACAGCUGUAGGUGUACUAUAUGAAAGCGGAACUUACUCAACGGGAGUUUUUAGUCGUGCGUCAUUCCUUUUUCCAGUUUCUCUCGCUGUAAGCUACCAUUCCACUUCCUACAAACAUUCAUGGCAUCUCCAGAACAACACCUGCCUCAGGUAAUCCCUCAGAUGAUAGAGGCUCUAAGCAGCACGGAAGUCGCGGCGCUCAUUUAUUUGUGUGGACGCUCGGAGACGGACAGCAGCUCGGUUGAUGUGAAGGAGAUGCUGGAAUCUAAGGUAAUACUCCACGAGAACAGUCUGCUGUUUCUGGCAGCGCUCAUGUGGCAGCUGAGACGUUUGGACAUCAUGAGAAAGCUGUUUAAGACCAGCAGGGAGGAGUUGGAGAGGAUUACCAAAAACAGACAUGUUCUGCCAAGAUUCAGAGUAUUGAUGGUUAAUAUAAAUGAGGACAUUGCCAGCGAUGAUCUCAGCAGUUUGAAAUUCCUGUUAAGCACCACAAUACCACGUGAUAAGACAGAAAGAGCAAAGAAUUUCCUGGAUGUGGUCAUUGAACUUGAGAAGCUGGAUUUAGUUGCUCCUGAAAGAGUGGACUUCUUGGAGGAAUGUUUCAUAAACAUUGGCAGGGUUGACAUAGCCAAAAAAGUAGCUGCUUACAAGAUGCCAGCUGCAACACCUGAACAGCAUUCUUCUCAAGUGCAAAGGUGCAGAAAUCCCUGUCCACCCCCCACCGCAAAUAGUUCUCAUUCUGUACAGCAAACAAGACAAGGACAGCCCCUCCAUACUGCCCCAGAAAACUUAUCAGUGCCUGUAUCUAUGAGGCAGAACUAUCAGAAUCCAGUCCAGUCGUACAAAUUUAACACUGAUCCCAGAGGAGUUUGUAUUAUCAUUGACUGUGUGGGGAAUGAUGGAGACAUGUUGGAACAGACAUUUACGGCUCUUCACUUCAAUGUGAUCCUCUACAAGUGGCUGAGUGUGGAUGACACGCUUUCCGCUCUCAGAGGGAUAGUCAGACAGAGAGAGAACCACAGAGGUGAUGGGUUUGUCUGUUGCAUCAUUAGUCGUGGUACAGCUCAUAACCUCCUGUGUACAGACUCGUACAGUGCAGGUAUAUACCUAGACAGUAUCCGACGUCUUUUCACUGCUGAUGCAUGCCCCAUGUUGGUUGGCAAGCCCAAACUGUUCUUCAUCCAGAGGUACAAAACCCCAGAGUUUCAGUUCCAUGCCAGGAUGCACCAUCGGGAUGAGGAUCUUGAGACAGAUGGGUGUGAUGGGUUGUCCAGGUACAAUUGCAUCCCCACAGAUGCAGACGUGUUCUGGAGUCACUGUUGGACAGAUGAACACCAACUGGAGCAAGGACAUCAUCGCUCUGUUUACCUGAAGUCUCUGACAGAUGCCUUACAUAAAGGCCAGAGGAGGAAAACCAGUCUUCUUGAUAUUCAUACUGAGGUGAAUGGGGUCAUCUUUGAACAUAACAAGAAGAAUCCUGGAGCAAACUACCACAUUGAUCUGAAACAUACACUAAGGAAAGAGCUUUGCUUCUAGUAGAGCGUUUAGUACCAUCACAUUCGCACAACGCUCACUCCCUUCCUGUGGGCUACCUGUUCAGUGUAUAUACAGAGACACCUACUGGUUGUGUUGAUUCAAAACUGUCACAGUUUGAAGGAGCAAGUGUUUUGUUUUAAUUUGUAUGUUUUUGCACAUAUAUUUAUUAAUCAUUUGCUAACCUAUGUCCCACCCUUCUUUUGCCCUUUCUUGCCUUUCAAAGUGCAGCUAAAAAAUUAGAAAUGUGAGAACUUGUGAAGCAGGCCACCAUAUGUUUGAUGUGUUAUAUCUAUCUAUCUUCAUUUUUCAUUUAAUUUAUUUUAUUGUUUGAUUAUUCACUUUAUUUUACUAUGUGAUUUCAUUUUUUCUAUUUUAAUCUUUUUGUAAAAAAACAUCUUGUAAUGUAACUUGUUAAAAAAAUGAUGUAGUGAUAAUAUACGCAUUACUUCUUUUUGUAUUCCACCAUACGCAGUGCAGCUAUACAAGGUAACUGUGACAAUACACUAUAUUUAAUUUGUUUAUUUUCAUUUUAUUUUAUUGUCUUAUUUCGUGAUCUUAUUUUUGAAGUUUGC